Molecule: messenger RNA, 688 nt
Organism: Castor canadensis (American beaver)
Lineage: Eukaryota; Metazoa; Chordata; Mammalia; Rodentia; Castoridae
Gene: Chchd5
Product: coiled-coil-helix-coiled-coil-helix domain containing 5
Biological process (GO): cellular respiration
Cellular component (GO): mitochondrial intermembrane space
Source: RefSeq, a predicted model, not a curated record
CGCCAGGACAGGCCGGGGUCGGAAGUAGAGGUGGGGCGCCGCCAUGACGUGUUGAGCCUAAGUGGGAUGGGCUGCUUGUCCGCACUGCGACCGGAAAGGCGAAGCAGUGAGGGCUGGGCUGGAUGCCGCCAUGACAACCGAAUACCGGAAAAGGCGGGUCGGGUCGCCUUGACUGAGCCCACGCCGGCACCGGUCUUGACAUGCAGGCAGCCCUGGAGGUCACUGCUCGGUACUGUGGUCGAGAGCUGGAUCAGUAUGGCCAAUGUGUGGCAGCCAAACCUGAGUCAUGGCAGCGGGACUGUCACCACCUUAAGAUGAGCAUUGCUCGGUGCACAUCCUCCCACCCAAUCAUCCGCCAGAUCCGCCAGGCCUGUGCUGAACCUUUUGAGGCCUUUGAAGAAUGUCUUCGACAGAAUGAAGCAGCUGUUGGCAACUGUGCUGAGCAUGUGCGUCGCUUCCUGGAGUGUGCUGAACAGGUGCAGCCUCCACGUUCAUCUACAACUGUAGAGGCACAGCCGCUUCCUGCCUCCUGAGGAUGCUAUGACUUCAGGAAAACUGGACAAGAGUAACUGGCCCCUUGAUGCCCCCACCCUCAGCAGAGUGGCCAUUUGGAAUCCUGAGGGCCCUGGUGGUUGUCCUGGCUUUCCUGGACAUCAGGACUUCCAAUAAAGAAAGACUGUAUACUGGG